Thermothelomyces thermophilus ATCC 42464 is the source of this 885-nucleotide messenger RNA. RefSeq lists its product as uncharacterized. Gene Ontology annotation, cellular component: SAGA complex. The record is from RefSeq and is a predicted model, not a curated record. Gene Ontology annotation, biological process: transcription by RNA polymerase II. Gene Ontology annotation, molecular function: transcription coregulator activity; protein heterodimerization activity. NCBI's taxonomy places the organism in Eukaryota, Fungi, Ascomycota, Sordariomycetes, Sordariales, Chaetomiaceae. The coding region runs from base 1 to 885 and encodes 294 amino acids. The transcript is spliced from 3 exons.
AUGUAUGUAGCGGGUGAAAGGGGUAAGCCGUCGGUGGAGACAACCACAAUGAUGGAGAAGAUAGUCCGCGACCAAGUAAUCAACGCGCUCGUUGUCGCCAGAGACCUGGCGACCCGGCGCGGCCAAACCAAGAUGACGACCAACGACGUCCUCUUCCAGGUCCGACACGACCCCGAGCGCCUCGCAAGACUGCAGAGCUACAUGCGGUGGAAGGACAUCCGGAAGCGGGCCAGGAUCAGGGCCGAGGAGACGACCAACCUUGUCACCGAUGUCGCGGAACCGCCACCGCCACUGCUGCUGCCCCCUUGGUCAUUGCUCUCCAUGUUCCCUCACGCCUCCGACAUCCCAUCCGUCAUCGCCGCUGCCUCAUUUAUAGAUCAGGACGACGACGACGAAGCCAAUAACAACAACAACAACAACAACAACAACAACAAGAGGGAGCCGCUGCUGGCCCGGCUCGCGCGUCACGACGAGCACACGCGGCGCAUGACGGCCGACGAGUACCGCGCCUGGUCAGACUGCAGGACCGCGUCGUUCACGUACCGCAGGAAGCGGGCGUUUGCCGAGUGGUGCGGCCGGGGAGCGGCCGUUGAUGACGACGACAACGACGACGACGACGUGCUCGAGAUCGUUGGGUUCCUCGCCCGCGAGUGGGUACAGACGCUCACGGAGCGGGCCCUGGCUGUCAAGAAAAAAGAGGAGGAGGAAGAGCUAAGGAGGAGGAGGAGGAGGAUGAGGGACGCCCCCCGGGGGGCGAGCGCGGUCCGGCCAGGCGACGUCAGGAGGGCGUUUGAGAUGCUGCAGACGGCUCCUAAGCGGUGCACGGCCAUGAUGAACGGGACCCGGCUGCGGCCGCCCAAGAUGAUGAGGCUCAGAAUGUUUUGA